This is a messenger RNA of Diabrotica balteata, 1589 nucleotides long. The record is from the annotation of a GenBank genome assembly. NCBI's taxonomy places the organism in Eukaryota, Metazoa, Arthropoda, Insecta, Coleoptera, Chrysomelidae.
AAAGAACUAGUGCUGACAAUCUAUGACCGUGACGGUGCGAAAUUUCGGUUUUCCAUCAUCAGACCUAAGCACGAUUUGUAACGGAAGCCAGGCAUUGGUGGGGGCUCCGGCCUCCCCCCAUCCUCUUCCCCACGGACGGGGAGGACUCACCGGAAUAGCAGGAUGCUCCAUAUUGCCCCAUCUGCAUAACGAUCCGUUUUAUUGUCCUCCUUUCGGUGGCAAUUAUUACAGGUCUCUUCCUGUUCCAAGGCGGCACACGCCUUAUUUUGGUCAACCAGAUUAUCGAAUCUAUGAACUUAAUAAAAGGCUGCAGCAGAGAACUGAGGUAGAUAGUGAUAACCUUUGGUGGGAUGCAUUUGCAACGGAAUUUUUCGAAGACGAUGCAUCUUUAACGUUAGCAUUUUGUUUAGAAGAUGGCCCAAAACGAUACACGAUUGGAAGGACGUUAAUUCCAAGGUAUUUUAGGAGUAUUUUUGAAGGUGGAGUGACUGAAUUGUAUUAUAAUAUGAAACACCCUAAGGAGUCCUUCCACAAUACUAGUAUUACUCUGGACUGUGAUCAGUGCACUAUGAUAACACAUCAUGGUAAACCUUUGUUUACCAAGGUGUGUACAGAGGGCCGCUUAAUUCUAGAAUUUACUUUCGAUGAUUUAAUGAGGAUAAAAUCAUGGCAUUUUGCUGUUCGAACACAUCGAGAAUUAAUCCCAAGAACGGUAGUUGGUAUGCAUUCCCAACAGGAUCCAAGCAUGUUGGACCAAUUAUCGAAAAACAUUACAAGGCAAGGCAUCACAAAUUCUACGCUUAAUUAUUUGAGGUUAUGUGUGAUAUUAGAACCUAUGCAGGAGCUUAUGUCUCGACAUAAGGCAUACGCGUUAAGUCCCAGGGACUGCCUGAAAACGACGUUAUUUCAGAAAUGGCAGAGGAUGGUUGCGCCGCCGGGUAAGAGAGAAUCUCAAAGGCCAGCAAACAAAAGGCGAAAAAGGAAAGGUUCCAACUCCGGAGGAGCAGCCAACAAUGCAGCUCCAGCACCAAACAAAAAAAGAUCUCCAGGGCCUAAUUUUUCCUUAGCGUCGCAGGAUGUGAUGGUUGUGGGUGAACCUUCAUUGAUGGGUGGAGAAUUCGGAGACGAAGACGAGCGACUAAUAACAAGGCUAGAAAACACCCAGUAUGACGCCGCAAAUUCCUUAGACCAUGAUAACCAUGGUUUUCAUGCUGACUCACCGAUGCCAGGAUCGAAUUCGUGGGGAGCGGGAGUGGGCGAUAGGGGCGGGCCGGGGGGCGUCGGCCCACCUCAGGGGAAUACCCCCUCCAACCAGGACUCUGAUAAAAAAUCCCCGGCAGUGAGCCAGUGAUAAUAGUUGUUCUUUAUUAAAAAAACUGUAGAAUCUCCGAGUCAGUAUUUUUAUUGUACUUCAAGUAUUUGAGUGGUUGGUUUUGAGAAAAUACAUUUUUGGAAAGAAGACAAGAAACGAUCAUGUUUUUAUUGAUUGAAAAACUAGUAAAAUUGAUCAUCUAAAUAAUUAAAAUUUUAUAGUUUAUAAAUGUUUUUACAUUCGAUAUUCUGAACGGAAUAAUCAACGAUAAAAAGAA